ACAAAAUUAAAUACGAAAGAAAGAACGAAAGAACGAAAGAGAAGAGCAAAGGCAAAAAAGGAAAUUGUCUGGAACUUUCUUCCAGACCCAAAAGGAAUCUCCAAAGGAACUCACGACCGCCCCUUUUCCCUCUUGUCGGUUCUUCUUAUUUUCUUCCUUUAUAAUUCUAACGGAGAUUCCUUCUUCUUUUCUUCCUUCAAAUCUAUAUCGCUUCUUCAAUUUCAUCCUAAUUCUAUUUCUAUUCACUUUCUCCCCCCAUUCAAUCAAUCACAACACAGGGGUAUUAUAAUUGUUUUGAUCAAUCCAUGGCUGAAGAACAUAGAUGCCAAGCGCCGAAGCUUUGUGCGAACAACUGCGGAUUUUUUGGCAGUCCCGCGACAAGAGAUCUCUGUUCAAAAUGUUACCGAGAUCUGCAGUUAAAGCAACAGCAAUCCUCCUCCGCUAAACUCGCCUUAAACCAAACCCUGGCGGCAUCAUCAUCAUCAUCAUCAUCAUCAUCAUCAUCAUCCUCGUUGUUGUUAAAUCUGAAACCGGAAGCGAAGGAACAACGCGUGGAGGAGGAGGUGAGGACGGAAGUGGUUCGGACGGAAGCGGCGGAGGCAAGACAGCAACAGCAGCAGCAGCAGUCAAGCCGAUGUAUGACGUGCAGGCGGCGCGUGGGGUUGACGGGGUUCAAGUGCCGGUGUGGGAUGGUGUAUUGUGGGAGUCACCGGUACCCGGAACAACACGGGUGUGAAUUUGACUUCAAGCAGAUGGGGAAGGAUCAGAUCGCGAAGGCGAAUCCGGUGGUGAAAGGGGAGAAACUGCAGAAGAUUUGAGGGAAGGGAAGGGGUAAAAUUGUCUAUUUUUCUUCUUCUUCCUCCUCCUCCUCCUCCUCCUCCUCCUCCUUUGGUAUAUGUCUCUUUCGUGUGGUGUGGUCGAAAAAUAUUGGUGGUUGGUUGGUUGGUUGUAUAAAAUUAAUAUUGAAAUAAUAUGAGUCUAUACAUUCCAAUUUC
This is a messenger RNA of Cucumis melo (muskmelon), 995 nucleotides long. RefSeq names its product zinc finger A20 and AN1 domain-containing stress-associated protein 3. The record is from RefSeq and is a predicted model, not a curated record. Gene Ontology annotation, molecular function: DNA binding; zinc ion binding. NCBI's taxonomy places the organism in Eukaryota, Viridiplantae, Streptophyta, Magnoliopsida, Cucurbitales, Cucurbitaceae. Bases 306 to 818 code for a protein of 170 amino acids. The transcript is spliced from 2 exons.